AUGGCACAAAAGCGCUACGACGAAGCUGAGACAACGUUGGUGACCGGCAUGGAGGCGCUGCUCACGCACCACCAGACCGUGUCGGCCUCCGAGCUCGGCCAGCAGCUCAUCAAGCUCUACGUCGACACGCACAAGAGCCCUACCGAUGCCACCAUCGAGACGAUCGUUCGACACUUUCACGGCUACGGCCUCGAUGUGGACGACGGCCGCGUGAGCUUCAUGAAGGCCGCCAUCAAAUGGACCAUCGGAGAGGGCUGCGGCGGCAAGCAUGGCGAACCACGACUUCACGACGCGCUCGCAGACUACUACGCCUCUAAAGGGGAUUAUGGGCGGGCGCAGCAGCACUACGUACGGGGCACCAAUCCGUCCAAGUUCAGCAGCAUGCUCGUGGAGUACGCCAAGGGUGGCAACCCCGAUGAGGCCGACCUCUUCAUCACCCGCGCCGUCCUGAUGUACUUGUGCCUGCAAAAGCAAGAUGAGGCCAAGCAAGUGCUGCACGCUUACCUUGCACAGAACUCGGCCCUCAAGACGCACCCGACACCUUUGAUCAACUUCACGCAUCUGCUGCUGGACAGCUUCACGCGAAGCAACGCCCAAGCCCUCUUCUCGCUCCUGAGGAAGCACUACACCCCUUCCCUCUCGCGGGAUCCCGAGUUCUUGCAGUACAUGGACCAGAUCGGGUCGGUGUACUACCGCCUGCAGCCGCGUGCCAACGCGGGCGGUUUCGGCUUCCUCAACGACUUCCUCAAGGUCUUCCUCUCGCCCGACGCCGCCGAAGGUGGUAGCGAUUCGACCACCACGCCCUCUUCCUCUUGA
Acanthamoeba castellanii str. Neff is the source of this 816-nucleotide messenger RNA. RefSeq names its product DUF410 family protein. Bases 1 to 816 code for a protein of 271 amino acids. Gene Ontology annotation, molecular function: protein binding. Gene Ontology annotation, biological process: protein insertion into ER membrane. The record is from RefSeq and is a predicted model, not a curated record. Gene Ontology annotation, cellular component: cytosol. The transcript is spliced from 6 exons. Lineage: Eukaryota; Discosea; Longamoebia; Acanthamoebidae.